AUGAACACACGAUUUGUUUGUCAAUCCGAAGCCCUAAUUCCAACUAAAACUGUAGAUACGGUGAAGCCAAAAUUGAAAAAAAAACUGGAAUCUCAAUCAACAAAAUUCAGAUUCAUAACCGUAAAUCUGAAAAGGAGGCGCACCGUGAUUGUCUCUGCCGUAGGUCCUAAGAGCAAAUCUUCAAACGCGCGGGCCGGCGGUGGUGGAGAGCGAGGGUUACCGGAAACCGUUACAAUUGCCCAUGAGAAUCACCGGAAGUGGUUGAAACGGAAGAGUGACAGUCCCGGCGGAAGCAAGGAAUGGAGGUGUGGAUUUCGGGAGCAAGAGGAUCUCGGCGGAGAGGUGGAGAGGAAGGAAUCGUGUGAGAAAUAA
Molecule: messenger RNA, 372 nt
Organism: Microthlaspi erraticum
Lineage: Eukaryota; Viridiplantae; Streptophyta; Magnoliopsida; Brassicales; Brassicaceae
Source: the annotation of a GenBank genome assembly